AUGGCUUACUGGAUCUGCUGUAACUCCUGCUUCAACCUCCCUGGUCCUGAACGCAAACUAGCUGUUACCACCUGUGGUCAUGUCAUCUGCAAUGUGUGUUUUCAGAAAGGUAGCAUGUUCAGUCUGUCUAUUUAAUUGUGCCAAUGCACCCUGUUAUGUAUCUUUAAAUGAAUUAAGCUCAGCAUAUCAUACUACCUUACUUCUGAUGCUAUAUGAGAAAAUAUAUGUUCCUCCAUGAAACUCAGCCUAUUUCUCGGUUUGCAGCAGUUCUGUCUUUUUUAGAACACACAGGCUAAACUUGAACACACUGACCUCUGCUGGUCUUUGUCUGAUGUUACAGAAACAAUUUGGCUAUACAAAAAACUGUCAUGCUGUUUAAAAGCAUCGUUCUAGUCAGUGUUAUAUUCUUAAUGGCAUGCUAUUGUAUUGUAUAUGAUAUUGUGCUUGUUCCAAUAACCACAUUGUACAUUUUCUUUCAGGCAAUCAAGGAGAAUGCCUGAUAUGUAAGGCAAAAUGUCAAGUUACUCCUCUCUCAGACAAAGUAAGUAGUGAUACAGUAUCUUAUAGAUGUGUUUGUCUGGCGAGGCUCACAAACAAAUCUAUUUGAUAACCUAAACUUUACAAUCUUUACUUUCACAGAGUAGUGCAGAAGUAAAGGCCCUCUUCUCUGACAUCAAUUCUGUAGCAACCAAACACUUCACAGAGAUAAGCAAGGUAUUUCUCUUGAUGCUCAUAAUAGGAUAGGCACAUAAGAAAUUAGCCUAUUUAUAGUGAACAUUUUUAAACACCUCAAGGUUGUACACUGCCGGUCAAAUGUUUUAGAACACCUACUCAUUCAACGUUUUUUCUUUAUUUGUACUAUUUUCUACAUUGUAGAAUAAUAGUGAAGACAUCGAAACUAUGAAAUAACACAUAUGGAAUCAUGUAGUAACCCAAAAAGUGUUAAACAAAUCAAAAUAUAUUUUAUAUUUGAGAUUCUUCAAAUAGCCACCCUUUGCCUUGAUGCACACUCUUGGCAUUCUCUCAACCAGCUACACCUGGAAUGCUUUUCCAACAGUCUUGAAGGAGUUCCCACAUAUGCUGAGCCCUUGUUGGCUGCUUUUCCUUCACUCGGCGGUCCGACUCAUCCUAAACCAUCUCAAUUUGGUUGAGGUCGGGGAAUUGUGGAGGCCAGGUCAUCUGAUGCAGCACUCCAUCACUCUCCUUCUUGGUAAAAUAGCCCUUACACUGCCAGGAGGUGUGUUGGGUCAUUGUCCUGUUGAAAAACAAAUGAUAGUCCCACUAAGCGCAAACCAGAUGGGAUGGCGUAUCGCUGCAGAAUGCUGUGGUAGCCAUGCUGGUUAAGUGUGCCUUGAAUUCUAAAUAAAUCACUGACAGUGUCACCAGCAAAGCACCCCCACACCAUAACACCUCCUCCUCCAUGCUUUACGGUGGGAAAUACACAUGCAGAGAUCAUCCGUUCACCCACAUCGUGUCUCACAAAGACACAGCGGUUGGAACCAAAAAUCUGUAAUCUAAUGUCCAUUGCUCGUGUUUCUUGGCCCAAGCAAGUCUCUUCUUCUUAUCGGUGUCUUUUAGUAGUGGUUUCUUUGCAGCAAUUCAACCAUGAAGGCCUGAUUCACACAGUCUCCUCUGAGCAGUUGAUGUUGAGAUGUGUCUGUUAAGUCUGUUGAACUCUGUGAAGCAUUUAUUUGGGCUGCAAUUUCUGAGGCUGGUAACUCUAAUGAACUUAUCCUCUGCAGCAGAGGUAACUCUGGGUCUUCCAUUCCUGUGGCGGUCCUCAUGAGAGCCAGUUUCAUCAUAGCGCUUGAUGGUUUUUGCGACUGCACUUGAAGAUACUUUCAAAGUUCUUGAAAUGUUCCGUAUUGACUGACCUUCAUGUCUAAAAUUAAUGAUAGACUGUCGUUUCUCUUUGCUUAUUUGAGCUGUUCUUGCCAUAAUAUGGACUUGGUAUUUUACAAAAUAGGGCUAUCUUCUGUAUACAACCCCUACCUUGUCACAACACAACUGAUUGGCUCAAACACAUUAAGAAGGAAAGAAAUUCCACAAAUUAACUUUUAAGAAGGCACACCUGUUAAUUGAAAUCCAUUCCAGGUGACUACCUCAUGAAGCCGGUUGAGAGAACGCCAAGAGUGUGCAAAGCUUUCAUCAAGGAAAAGGGUGGCUAUUUGAAGAAAUAUAAAAUAUAUUUUGAUUUGUUUAACACUUUUUUGGGUACUACAUGAUUCCAUAUGUGUUAUUUCAUAGUUUUGAUGUCUUCACUAUUAUUCUACAAUGUAGAAAAUAGUAAAAAAUAAAGAAAAAACGUUGAAUGAGUAGGUGUUCUAAAAAUGUUGACCGGUAGUAUAUAAAAACAACAUAUUUAUCCACUCUAUUAGGUGUUACUAUUCCAGGCAAGGCACCAAAAGAGGUUGUUGGCGCAUUUCCAGCAGAGGGUGAGGCUGGGGGACAUUUAGUUGUACCUCUACUACUAUUUAAUAAUACCAAAGAGUUGAAUGGUAGCCUAUGUCUUGUGGUGUUAUAAUCUGAAACAUCUGUGCUCCUUAUUUUUCAACCCGUUUAGAAUGAAAAGUUAGAAGAAGUUUUACUCAAGAUGAAGCAAGAAAUGCAGCAAAUGUCCAAGUAAGAAUGCAAAUCAUUAGACAUCACGUAGCAGAAUUCAGUACCACAUAUUAACGAUGGCUUAGUGCGACUUUAACAUUCUUAUAUUUACCAGAAAAAUGACUGAGCAGAAUUCCUAUAUUGCCAAGCUGGAGAGCACUCUUCCGCAUCAAAGGUAUCAAUAUCUUUAUGGGUGUUACUGCUUUCUACUCACCAGGGGUCACUAUUGUCAUCUUGAUAUCAACAUAUUUUUUAUUCAGACCAACUCGUUAGUAUUAAUGACCAUGGUUGGAGAUUAAUCACAUUCCUCUCUCUCUCUGUACAGUGCAAAAGCAGCUUCUACAUCUCAGCUGAACCAUAGUUCUCACAACGCUCGUUCACAACAAAUCAAAUCAGAUCAAAUGCAGAUGCCGUUCAACUCGCCCAUGUCCCUCUCUCGCCACUCAUCUACUACAAGUCUGUAAGUAUUACAUCUUAGGAAAUCUGCAUUAGGCCUACGCAUAUAAAAAAAAAAGUGAACCCUUUAGUUAAAGGUUACAAAUGUCUAGCCUAAAUGAAGAUGCUAGUACAUGGCAUAUAUCCAGGAACAAGAUAAUGUAUUGUGUAACUGUUUUCUGAUGCUUUGACUUAAAAUAUGACAUGGCGUGCUGCGUUCUGCGGUCGUCCUGACCCUGUUUGAUUUAUAAUCAGCAUGCUGUGGACUAGUCUAGCUGACAGACAGAGCAUGUGUCUGUCUGCUGGCCUCUCUGGGCUCUCUGUGGGGCCCUUUGCUCCAUACCUCUAUCACAACAGCCCUGAGCUGCAGGGGAGAAAGGGGAUCCUUCAAUGUAAACUGUGUAUAGCCUGACUUCAUUCACCCUAGCUGCUGUUUGGCUUUGCCCUGCAGUACCACACCAGUCUCACCUGAAUAAGCUGGGCAGGCUUGUGAACAUUACGUCUGAGUGAGCAUUUCCAUAAUCUUUCUUCCUGGGUUCUAUGAGAAUGAAAUGUGACAUGCCAUGUUAUGUGAUUUCCCCUCAGGGCAGAAAACAUGGAGGUGGAUAGCAGGGGUCUGUUUAGGAAAGUAUGUGAACCUUUUCAAUUGACCAAUAAUGGUUCAAAUCAGAGACAAAUAUUUAUAUUAUUUGUAUCUAAAUAUGUCUCUGGUUCAUAUUAAUAGUCUACUUAUUUAAUUUUGAGAGUGAAUACUAGAUGUGUAUACCCUGACUCCAAAUCAUUCUUUGAUGUUUAAUACCAGUGAUGAGGUCUAUUGCAUACUGAAACUGGUUUUAAUGAUCGAGACGUAUGUUUGUACAAAUAGAAAUGUGUUUUUCUCCCUGAACAGCCGGAGCUCUCUGGAAGUGUCCAGAGGUUGUCCUUGAUCAGCCCUCCACAGGACGGCCGGAUGGGUACGUCUGCUACUCUACUCUGCUCUACUCCACAGACAGACAGAUAGAUGCCUGUGGAGCUGUUCACUGCUUACAUAACAGCACAAUGCUUCAAUGGAUUCAACUUCUGUCUGUUGUAUCUGAUUAAGGGUUUUCGUUUCUGUUUGUGGUUAGUAGACUCUGCUAUGAGUCUGGAAGUCGUGAGUUUUAGCAUACAGUAUUUAGGGUGUUGCUGAACUUGUGGUGUGUGAAUUCUAAAUAUUGUAUCUUUAGGUACUGUCCCCCAUCGAUCGACCAAUCAGAACACCCUAGUCAACCACUCAGCUCGCUCGGCCACUGUCAGGUAUAACUUGUUAUAAUCAGAUCAUUAUGAUGACUUAAUCAUUUAUACACCAGUGUGCUAUGACACAAUAAAUUAACUUUGAUGCCUUGCCUUCUGUCCUCCCAGCCGUCUGGCGGAGCUGCAGAUGACCCCUAACCUGCCGUAUCGUAGGGACACAGGGUGGGAGACGCCCGUGUUCAAGCCCCCGUCAGCCUACAGACACUCCUCCAUGUCUUCUCUGGUCAUGUCCUCUCUGGGAGUCACCUACCCUCCACCAUAA
Messenger RNA from Coregonus sp. 'balchen', 4570 nucleotides. The record is from the annotation of a GenBank genome assembly. NCBI's taxonomy places the organism in Eukaryota, Metazoa, Chordata, Actinopteri, Salmoniformes, Salmonidae.